Selaginella moellendorffii is the source of this 2632-nucleotide messenger RNA. RefSeq lists its product as uncharacterized. NCBI's taxonomy places the organism in Eukaryota, Viridiplantae, Streptophyta, Lycopodiopsida, Selaginellales, Selaginellaceae. Gene Ontology annotation, molecular function: protein binding. The record is from RefSeq and is a predicted model, not a curated record. Bases 182 to 2383 code for a protein of 733 amino acids. The transcript has a single exon.
UUGAGAAUAACGAAGAUCUCUUCAGCGAGUAAGAAGAAGGAAGAAAGAUCAUCUUCGAAGAACAAGGAAGUGACAAAUGAAGAUCGCGAGGAAGUAGAGAAGAAGGAAAGAUCUUCACGGAAGAAGAAAGCAAAGCAAAAGAAGAAGAUCGAAUCGAGCGAGCAAGGUGGCGGCGGUGUCGAUGAAGAAAGAGGACGUUCUCCGCGACUACUACGACAUGUGUAACGGCACCUUCAAAUGCAUCGAGCGGCGGCGCUGCUCGGGCUGCAAGAAGCUGGCCAGCCUCUCGAGCCAGCACCUGUUUGGCGUCCCCCCCACCACCCCGGCCUCGCAGCUCAAGCCCGUCCACCUCAAGAACAUCGUCCAGGACCUCUACCGCCGCGCCCGCAACAACCAGAAGCUCCUCCAGGACAACAAGCUGCUCCUCCACCGCUGGUACGAGCAGCGCCUCCUCCUCGGCAGCCUCUGCGUCGACGCCACCCGCCGCGGCAUCUCCGUGCUCACCGUCGUCGAGGCCGACGAUGGAACCACUUGCAUCCUCCACGUCUUCAACGCCAUCCAGCCUUCCUCCCGCCAGGAGGAGCUCCGCAAGAUGUUCCCGAAAGGGAUCAAGGUGGUGAUCACGCGUCCCUCCAUCGGCUGCCUCCACCCCAGCGUCACCCCGGUAGUUCUCUACGUCCAGAGCCCCGGGAACUUGGACUUCGUCGGCGUCGCCACCUCGCCGCCCGAGAAGCUCGUCGCCAUGCCACCCCAGGAGCUCCGCAAGGAAGGCAACGCUCUCUUCGCGCAGGGGAGCUACUUGGUGGCGAUCCAGUACUACAGUGACUGCGUCGCGGCCAGCCUCGGCAGGAAAGAUGGCGGGGAGGAGAUGAAGCUCGAGGCGGUGCUGGCCAUCUCCAACCGGGCAGAGGCGUGGCUCAAGCUGGGGAUGUACGAGAAGGCCAUCGCCGACUCCAACCGGGCCAUCGGGAUGGACGCCUUCCACGCCAAGAGCUUCUACCGGAAGGGCCGAGCGCUCAUGGCGAUCCAGGAGCACGUCGAGGCCCGCGUGAGCUUGAAGUCGGCCGCGAAGUACUCGUCCGACGGUGAUGCCAAGAAGGAGAUCCUGGAAGCGCUGGCCAAGUGCAAGGUGUUCCUCCAGCAGAGCCAGAAGGGAGUGUACGACGUUGGCGACUACGUCUCGAGCGGCUGCAACGCCGAGCACGCUCCAAAAUGCAGUGACUACGUCGGCCCCGUGGAAGUCCGGCUGACGAGGGACGGUCGCGGUCGGGGCCUGUUUGUGACGAAGAAGGUCCGGCUGGGUGAGCUCCUGCUGGUGAGCAACAACAUCAGCUUCGCGAGCUGUGUCAAGGAGGAGGCCGGGGCCGCCGAGUCGGAGCUGCUGGUCGGGGCGCUCAAGGCGUGCCGCUCGUCGCAGAAGAUCAUCCACCAACUUUACGCCAUCGACGAUGCGGCCUCAGUGCCGAGCAUGAAGAUCUUCCGGCCAAACCUCGGCUACGAAGGAGCAAUGCCGCCGGAAGAAGCUCCGCCGCUGGACGUGGCCAGGAUCCAGGGGGCCGUCAAGGCGGCCUACUUCCCUUGGACGAUGCUGGGACAGUCCGAGUGUAGCAAGUCGCGGGUGUGGGGACUGCCGGCGUUCGUCAAUCACUCGUGUCUUCCAAACGUUUCCAAGCUCGAGGUUGGCAAGGCCACCAUGUUUCACGCGGCCAGGGACUUGCACGCCGGCGACGAGCUGCUCAUCUCGUACGUGGAUCCAUACGCUCCGUGGAGCACCGAGCGGAGGAAGGCGCUGGUGGAGGACUGGGGGUUCGAGUGCCACUGCCGGAGGUGCUGCUUGGAGCGGAGCAACAAGGAACUGUUGCGAGAUUUGCUGCCGCUGGACGACUCGCUCAAGUAUGACAGCAUAGAGAAGUGUACGCAGCUGCUGGCCAGCGUCGAGGAGCGGCUGGGACGAGUCGCCGGGAUGUCCAAGGAUGACAAAGACUUGAUCCGGGUCACACUCUUCGACUUCUACGGGCCCCUGUCCGUGAGCGGGAAGAAGUCGGCUGAUGCUUCCGGCGGCCAUGAGGCUCUCAAGCUCAUCACCCCGGACAGGCUCUUCCGGCUGCUGCAUUCCACCGCUCCCGGCCACCCCAAGACGCUGGUGUUCAUGUCGUAUCUUGCGAGGUUCCGGGAGAGCCCCUCGGACGUCUGCCACUUUCUUAUGGACGAGUUCACGGCGGCGUAUGGAUCGCAGUGCGCCUGCCUGGCCUGGAAGGUUCUUCAGUCGUACUUUGAGGCCGCGCUGGAGAACUUUAUGGAGGUUGGAGGACUUGUCGAGUACCGCGUUUGCAAGUGCUGGUUCGCCGAAGACAAAGGCUUUCGGGUGGAAUGCCUCAUGUGACAGACAACAGCUCUUCUAGUUGUCUUUUUGCUUUGUCCUGUGUUGCUUUGGUUCUUGUUUUUUAGUUUUCGUUUUGCUGCGUCUUGCUUGGAGCUCAUCUUUCUUGUAGCUGAGAACUCCAAGCUCGUUUUUUGUAUUCUUCUCAUCUCUCGCGUGUUCAUGUUUUUAGCGCUAGGAAACCACCUCUCUAUCACCUGUUUUGAAAGGAACGUUUAUCAAAGUUUUAAAGAGAGCCAGAAACACGCACCA